Messenger RNA from Malassezia pachydermatis, 1368 nucleotides. RefSeq lists its product as hypothetical. NCBI's taxonomy places the organism in Eukaryota, Fungi, Basidiomycota, Malasseziomycetes, Malasseziales, Malasseziaceae. Gene Ontology annotation, cellular component: cell division site; plasma membrane; growing cell tip. Bases 1 to 1368 code for a protein of 455 amino acids. The record is from RefSeq and is a predicted model, not a curated record. The transcript has a single exon.
AUGGGAACUGUAUCCGGUGCAGGGCGUAUGAUCGCCUUCCUGGCGUUCCUCUUGCUAGGCUCCGCCUUUGUGCUCGAGCUUAUCAAUUCGGUCUCUGUGCCUUAUAUUGAAUCGCUGUACUUUUUGAAUCUCAAAGUCAAGACUGGAGAUCUCAAUGCCAACAUCGGUAUCUGGGGUUGGUGUGCGUCUAGCGGCGGCCAGGCAUGGCAGUGCAAGUACAAGGGCCUUGACAGCUAUAACAAUUUUAUUGAUCCAAGGGUCAUCCAACAAACCAACAAGAGUGACUUCUUUUAUGGCAAUAGCAUCACGCGUGCCCUCGUUCUCCAGCCCAUUGCGGCUGGAUUCACGGGUCUGGCCGCAGGUGCUGCCUUGCUGGGCUUCUGCGUGAGCACAUUCGCAUGGGUCCUCUUGGCCAUCCUGGCCUGCUUGCUAACGAUCGCCGCCACGGUGUUGGAGCUAGUGUUUUUCAUCCACGCACGCGAUGCUCUCACCAAAUACUAUAGCAAGGUGGCCAAUACUGGCGAGUUCAGUGCAAAUCUUGGCAACGCCAUGUGGGUCCAGGUCGCGGCCCUCGCCGCGGCGGUGGUGGGGACAUUGCUCAUGAUAUUGGCGUACACGCUCAACCGCACAUCAGUGUCAGAGCGGCCCCAUGAGCCGACCCCACUGCCUAUGUCGAACAAGCGCGACGACAGCGUGUAUGCUGCGCCAGUGACAGACUCGUACGGCGCGUAUUCGCACCCACAAUAUGGCUACACGCCGCCCUCUGCUGCCGUGGAGACGUCGGGAGCUGGACGGGCAUACGAUCCGAACCAGCCGUACGAAACAGGUGUUACGCCAUACCCCAACAGGUACUCACAGGUGUACAAUGCCAAAGAGGCAGGAAGCCGUCCGAUCGAGCGCACCAAGAAAGACGAGCGUCGUCACAGUCGUCAUCACAACAAGCGGCACGGCAAGCACCGCAGUCACAGUCACAGCCAGCCACGCGAUCAGUACUUUGCCAACCGUGGAUCGCACAGUCGCCGCCACAGCCGGCAUACCAGCCGUGGUCAUGGCCAUAUGUACGAUGACGAAUUUUAUGACAACAAGGACGAUGUUGUGCCGCGGCAUAGCUACGAGUAUGAAUACGACUUUGAUGCCUUCCCGGCGCGACGUAUGAGCUUUGAAUAUGGCAACAACUCGCAUGUGCGUCAACGCAGUAUGGGCGGCUACAGCCGCCCCCAUUCACAAGCGGCGCUAGCUCGCUCAAGUUCGCGUGCGUCGCGAUUGUACCCGGCCGACUCGGGUGAAGUGAACUACGAUACAUUGCCGCGACGAACGGCCAAUGAUCAAGCACGCUGGCAACGUCACAGUCACCGAUUCAGCUACUAA